UGGCGGCGGCGGUUGCCGGGGCGACAGCUGGAGAAGUGGCGGUCAAGAGGAUUUGUGGAGGGUUCCCGCGGCGGUGCAGCAGAGACUUUUGCUGUGUGAAAUAACAGUAACCGUUCACUAUGGGAGAUGUUCUGGCUCAUGAAUCAGAAUUACUUGGACUUGUGAAAGAGUAUUUAGAUUUUGCCGAAUUUGAGGACACCUUGAAAACGUUUUCAAAAGAGUGCAAAAUGAAAGGAAAGCCAUUAUCUCAAACAGCAAGUGUCUCUUUAAGGGACUCCAAAUCACUGAUCAUCCAGAAGGACCUCGUUGCUGCAUUUGACAGUGGAGACCAGAAGGUGUUCUUCGAUUUGUGGGAGGAGCACGUUCCCAGUUCCAUUCGAGAUCAUGACUCCCUUGCCCAGAAGUUGGAGUUCUAUCUUCACAUCCAUUUUGCCAUCUAUCUUCUGAAACACUCCGUAGGGAGACCUGACAAAGAGGACCUGGAUGAGAGGAUUUCUUAUUUCAAAACCUACCUGGAGACCAAAGGGGCAGCGUUGAGCCAGACCACGGAGUUCCUCCCAUUCUAUGCUCUGCCUUUUGUUCCCAACCCCAUGGUACACCCCUCGUUUAAAGAGCUCUUCCAGGAUUCUUGGACUCCAGAAUUAAAGUUGAAGUUGGAAAAGUUUCUGGCUUUAAUUUUUAAGGCCAGUAACACGCCGAAGCUUUUAACAUUAUACAAGGAGAACGGACAAAGUAACAAAGAUGUGUCCCAGCAGCUCCACCAGCAGCUGGUAGAAGCUGAACGGAGGUCCAUGACGUACCUGAAGCGGUACAAUAAGAUCCAGGCGGACUACCACAAUCUCAUCGGGGUCACAGCAGAGCUGGUGGAUUCUCUGGAGGCCACAGUCAGUGGCAAGAUGAUCACCCCGGAGUACCUGCAGAGCGUGUGUGUCCGCCUCUUCAGUGACCAGAUGCGACAGAGCCUGGCCCACAGCAUGGACUUCACGAGGCCUGGGACGGCUUCAACCAUGUUGAGAGCCUCCUUGGCACCUGGGAAACUGAAGGAUGUCCCGUUACUGCCCUCCUUGGAUUAUGAGAAACUGAAGAAGGAUUUGAUUUUGGGGAGUGACCGCUUGAAAGCCUUCCUGUUGCAGGCUCUUCGCUGGCGCUUGACCACGUCCCAUCCUGGAGAGCAGAGGGAGACUGUUCUGGAAGCUUACAUUGGCAACGACCUCCUGGAUUGUCACAGCCACAGCCAGAGGAGCGUGCUGCAGCUGCUGCACUCUAGGAGUGAGGUGGUGCGACAGUAUAUGGCCCGGCUCAUCAAUGCUUUUGCGUCCCUGGCAGAAGGUCGCCUCUACCUGGCCCAGAACACGAAGGUGCUGCGGAUGCUGGAGGAAAGGUUGAAGGAGGAGGAUGAGGACAUCGUCACCCGCGAGAACGUUCUCGGGGCCUUGCAGAAGUUCAGCCUCAGGCGCCCACUGCAGACAGCGAUGAUUCGAGACGGCCUCAUCUUCUGGCUGAUUGAUAUUCUGAAGGACCCCGAUUGCCUUUCGGACUACACACUGGAGUACUCGGUGGCCUUGCUCAUGAACCUCUGCCUCAGGAGUGCAGGGAAGAACAUGUGUGCCAAGGUGGCAGGCCUGGUGCUGAAAGUUCUCUCGGAUCUGCUUGGCCAUGAGAACCAUGAGAUACAGCCGUAUGUGAACGGAGCUCUGUACAGCAUACUUUCUAUUCCAUCCAUUCGUGAGGAAGCAAGAGCAAUGGGAAUGGAGGACAUCCUUCGCUGCUUCAUCAAGGAAAGCAAUGCUGAAAUGGUGCGCCAGAUUGAAUUCAUCAUCAAGCAGCUUAAUUCAGAAGAGCUACUGGAUGGUGUUCUUGAGUCUGACGAUGAUGAAGAUGAAGAUGAUGAAGAGGACCAUGACAUUAUGGAAGCUGAUCUGGACAAAGACGAGCUGAUCCAGCCGCAGCUUGGAGAGCUGUCAGGCGAGAAGCUUCUGACCACGGAGUACUUGGGAAUUAUGACGAACACGGGGAAGGCGAGGCGGAAGGGCCUGGCCUGUGUGCAGCAGAGUGCCGACGAGCCCCUGCGCCGGCCUGUCACCCCCGGCGGCCACAGGACCGGGUACCCAGUACUGGAAGACUGUCCCAUUUCUCCCCAGAUGACCCAGCACUCCCGAAACGGCAGCCUCCCAUCCCUGACAAGCGCCCACCAUCCUGUCUACAACUGUGCUCAGACCGGUGCUUCUGAGUCUGGCAUCUCUGCUUCUGCCACCGCAGACAUCAGGCCAGGAGAAUGGUUGCCAGCAGGACCUCAGGGAGAGGUUCGCCUGUCCUCCGCAGAAGUCCCCAGCCAGGCCCCAGGCCGUGGAGCAACCACUAGGGAAUUUACAUCAGCCUUCUCCUGUGAGCCCCGGACCCCCAGCACCCCGGCAAUCCUGGACCUGAACCCACCCAAGGCCAAGGCAUCCACUCUGGCCCCUCGGUUCUCUCCGUGCGGCCCCCAGCAGGCCAGCCACCCUGGCUCCAUGUUGUCCUCCACGAGGGGCCCACAGAGUGAGUCAGACCAGAGGGCGGGGCGCUGUGUUUGUCUGGGCCCCACAGGCCAAAGGGAAAGCCAGGGCCCUCGCCAGUGUCUCCUCCUGCCCUAGAAACCAGUUCUCCACUCAUCUUCCCAUGUAUGCCAUUGCCAUGGGCCUUGGGGGCU
Enhydra lutris kenyoni (northern sea otter) is the source of this 2686-nucleotide messenger RNA. Its product is annotated as armadillo repeat containing 9. Gene Ontology annotation, cellular component: ciliary tip; centriole; ciliary basal body. The transcript is spliced from 24 exons. The record is from RefSeq and is a predicted model, not a curated record. Gene Ontology annotation, molecular function: protein binding. Bases 120 to 2630 code for a protein of 836 amino acids. Gene Ontology annotation, biological process: cilium assembly. NCBI's taxonomy places the organism in Eukaryota, Metazoa, Chordata, Mammalia, Carnivora, Mustelidae.